This is a messenger RNA of Diutina rugosa, 822 nucleotides long. RefSeq lists its product as uncharacterized. The transcript has a single exon. NCBI's taxonomy places the organism in Eukaryota, Fungi, Ascomycota, Pichiomycetes, Serinales, Debaryomycetaceae. The record is from RefSeq and is a predicted model, not a curated record. The coding region runs from base 1 to 822 and encodes 273 amino acids.
AUGGCUGACCCACAAUCGUACUUUAACCUGCCAAUUGAUUUGAACGUCAAUGAAACCGGCCCUCAAGAAAGCGCUUUCGACACCCUUGUUAAACAAGGAUCCCCGGAUGAAGUGAGCAAAGCGACCAACAUGCGAUGGAUCAUCAAUCUCUUCCGAGAAUGGGUCCGUCGCCCUCAGGUGGUGACGGCUUCCCAAGCCCAUACUGUUAUAUACGUUUCACUUGACGAAGAUAAGGUCAUCCUCGAUAAUGAAUGGGAGAUGCUUCUUGCCAUUGACGACGAGGAUGCUCGAGAACGCUACCUCCGGUGCCGCCUUUCCAAAUCCCUCGCGGCCGGUAAUGUCUCGGGUGGCCCCUUUGAUCUUGCUUGCGCCGACUCCAGACAACUCGAAGCCUUGUUGGAGGAAUGCUCUUCGAAUCUUCCUCGAAGUUUUGAAGAGGAUUACGUUGACUAUUUCCUGGCCUUUGUGUUCAAAGAGCGGGUGCUUGGACGCUUCAAGUUGUGGGCGCGGACGGCAUUUAAGGAAGUGUGCCCCAAGGUCCCUGCGUCUAUUGAAGAGAUUGCUGACGCUUUUUACCGAGUGAAGGAGCAGCCGCUCGCCCUGAGAAUCAUCGUAUACCGGAAGUUGAUGGCUGUCACCCAACCUUCUAAUCGCAACGAGUUUUCACACAUGUUGGUCUCCGACGAGGCAGACCGGUUACUGUUGAAUCGUGUCUUCAGAAACCACCCCCGACUUGAAGCCUUGAAGGGAAGGUGGACUGCCCUCGGACUUUCCAGUACAUGCUCAUGUAUGAGGAACGCCAGUUCGCUCACAUUUACCUGA